CAACAAACCCCUGCAACAUCAUUUAUAUCACUGUAUCCCUGCAGUGUACGUGGAUACACAUAGUGCUUAGUGGGUCGCCCUUCCUGAGAAUCAUCCGGCAACGUAUUAACUUCCUGGACGCCUAGUCAUGGUCUUAACGCAAAGCCUGGGAGCUACCAGGACCUCAGCUGUUUAGUGCUUUCAAACGGCUUGCAUACUUCAUAGUUAAGCUGGUGACUUCGGCCUUCCUGCUCCCUCGCCAUUUCGGCUUUAGCAUUGAAGAACAGUUUCUUAGGAAGUUCGGUGCCGAAUCUCAUUACCUGCAAUGUAUCAGCUGUUAAAUAACACGGGUUUGUCUUGGCUACACUGCAACAGACUUCCUCCCCGACUAUGUCCACAUAUUCCAUCUCGUCAGCGCCACGUAGCUGCCCGUCCCAUCCGGAGAGGUGGCCGCGUACCUCUGGCUCUAGCUUGGCUUGGACCGCUAUCAUGGGAAAAAGAUGGGCUCAAACAAGAGCAGAAGCCUGCUGCGGCCUCCAAAAGCGACUCGCAUCCAACGACAUCUGCUGGCUACCAGCAAGCCGCGUCGAGCUGGAGCUCUAAAAGCAGAUGCACUCCUAUAGACAGCUACUCCCCAGAAGCAGAACUAAAAGCAGGAAAAGCAGCCGGUGGUGCAGGCAUCGUCCUACCAGACGACCCGGUACAUGGGAAACCAGCUGCCGAGCACCAGGCCCUGGGGCCGCAGAUACUUGCAAGGCCACCCCCUCGGCGUCCCCAACGGUCUGAAGCGGAAAAGGGGACCGUCUUGACGUUUGCAUACGGCGCUAACAUGAACUUCCUGACGCUAGCCCGACGGGGUGUCCGGGUCCUCAGUCGCGAUCCUGCCUUCAUAUCGGAUUCCGCUGUACGGCUGGUGUUCAAACACCGGGGCGGACAUGCCACCCUGGAGCGUGCGGAGGCGGGGGAGGGCGGGAGCGCGGGAGGGAAGGACGAGGAGCCGCGGUUCCGGCCGUACGAUGGGCGAGUGCACGGCGUGUUGUACCGCAUGAGUCAGCAGGAGUUUGAGAAGCUGUCGAAGAGCGAGCGCGGCUAUGUGCUCCAGGAGCUGGAGGUCCAGACGUACGACGGCGCUCGCCACGUGGCAUCAGUGUUCGUAUCCAACCCGCUGUUCCGACUGGGCUCCGAGGUGCUGCCGCCGGAGCAGUACCUGGCGGGGGUGCGCGAGGGCGCCAGGGACAACUACCUGGAGCCGGGAUACCAGGCCUUCCUGUCCGGCAUUAGCACGGUGCCUGGAGCGGGUCUGGGCUCCGAGUACUACUCCACGCCCUCCAAGUACAUGGCCUACUCGUUCCUGCUGGUGGUCGGGCUCAUCGCGCUGGCCUACCUGUGCCAGCAGCCCUGAGCAGGCGGGGGAGGAGGAGGAGGCGGCGGAGGAGGAGGCAGGGGUUGCCGUGGCGCGGAGACUUGUUGCUCCCUGCAUGCAUGCGCGAGGAAGGGGCAGGUUGUGGGUGGUGGUGGUGGUGGUGGGAGGUGAGGGGGGGAGGCGGUGCGGCAAAGGCGGGCAGGAGGUGUGGAGUGUGUAUUGGCUGAGGUCAGGACUGGGGAGUGAAGGCGAGUGCGGACGGCUUUGUUGCGAUGUGCGUGCCGAGGCGUGGAGCAGGGAGCGCGGGAGAGGAGUGCGGUGCAUGCAGGGCUUGGGUGGGUGCGUGCAGGAAGGGAGAAGGGCGCCUCCUGCACUGCAUGGCACUGCACUGCACUGCAUGGCGAACGGUGCUAGGGGCGGAUGUGGGGCCGAGUGCCUUUAAUCAUUCAUGCGAUUGUUAGCGGGAUGGCUGCUGGCAGGUAUGUGCGAUACGGGUUUUGUUGUUCUAGGUGGGCAGGAUGAAGUCGGGAGGAAGGAAAGAUAAGGCAGAUAAGGGAGAAAAACACUGGAAUCGUAGGUUCAAGGGCUCAGAGGCCUUUCCCGGGGUUGUGGUAGGGCUGGCUUAGAGCGCCUUCAAGCCAGCUUAAUUGAUGAUUUGGGUCGGGAGAUUUGCCCGACGUCACUUAGUGCGUCGCUACAUGAAUAUACGUCGCAUUGGUGGUGGAGAGCGUGUCGGGAGGGAGUCGGCGGCACGUGCGCCAGGGUGCGCCUACUACUAUAGCCCUCGUUGUGUGUGCAGCGUUCAUGUAGUGUGCUGCUAGUUUCGGUUUCGGAUUCGGAUGAAGGGCACUUGCAAGGAAGCAUGACUCGAUAACUCUUUACGUGUAUGGUCUCGUACGACUUUCGAUGUGUCGUUAGUUGAUAGAUGAUAUGGUAAAAUAGAACCAUUAUCUAGGUUUUCAGACGCUUUCGUGGAUGCGUUUGGGUGUUACAUUAUCCACAUGCUUAUAGUCCGCAACGAGUUAAGAGUUAAGGCAGCUUGCCUUGCUCCUGUAUGUUCAGUCCUGUGCAGUUGUACAAUACCAGCCUGCAUAUGCUCGCAGUGUUUUGCUUCGGUGGGCGCCAUUGUUUGCAGGGGCGUUUGGCAAGAGUGUGUUGGGACAUGGCCCUCAUGGGUAGGGGUACGUGGGGAAUAGCCAGUCUAGCUCUAGGCGUUAGGGACAUGUGAGUGUGUUGGGUGUGUGGGAGGAGCGGUAGAGUUUUGGGUACAACACGCACAUCGACAAUGUUGCCAUUAUAUUGUGGCAUUUGUGGGGCUUCGCAGCGGACCCAUGGGUCAUACUCUGAUCUUGGGUGACCGUGACCCCAACCAGCGUGUUCUCAUGUCGACCACGGCAGCUGGGAGGUGGUUGGCCGUGUACGAGUGCCUUACCUUACAGUGUAUACAAUAUCCAACAGGUUGGCGCGUGAAAGGUGGAUCUUUCGGUGGCGUCUUCCCGGACUGGAACGAUGUCGGCCUACAUGGAAACUGGAAGAAGAGCUAGUGCCGUAGGCUUUUCUUGCCGUCGGAACGUGCAUGUUGACGCCCUAACCUAUGGCAAACUAGGCAUGCGAUGAACAUGGUAACGCUCCUUGCUUCAAGUACCCAGAGCUUACAUGGUCAUCGUGGAGGCUGCGGGCAUGCAUGCCCUCCAGGAACCCCUGUUCCGACUCGCGGCCAGUUGCCUUGACACGUAGCCGUUGCGUCAACUGGACCCGCAUGCCCGCUACAUCUGCUGGCUUAACAACACACUUAACAUCCUGGCAGGGACUGCGGUCAACGCACAGCAUCUGUAAUGCACCCAAGGAAGGGCCCC
This is a messenger RNA of Astrephomene gubernaculifera, 3198 nucleotides long. Lineage: Eukaryota; Viridiplantae; Chlorophyta; Chlorophyceae; Chlamydomonadales; Astrephomenaceae. The record is from the annotation of a GenBank genome assembly.